Carya illinoinensis is the source of this 2604-nucleotide messenger RNA. Its product is annotated as KH domain-containing protein HEN4-like. Gene Ontology annotation, molecular function: mRNA binding. NCBI's taxonomy places the organism in Eukaryota, Viridiplantae, Streptophyta, Magnoliopsida, Fagales, Juglandaceae. Gene Ontology annotation, biological process: regulation of gene expression. Gene Ontology annotation, cellular component: cytoplasm; nucleus. Bases 141 to 2348 code for a protein of 735 amino acids. The transcript is spliced from 7 exons. The record is from RefSeq and is a predicted model, not a curated record.
CAACUAUCCAGUAAGACCGAGAAAUAGACAAUUUUUUUCUUUUUUCUUUUUUAAAAAACCUAACACUUACAUAGAGCGAGAGAAGAACAGAGAAAGAGUGAGAGAGAAGGUGUAUGUUUGUGUUGUGGGCGUGUUAGAUUAUGGGAAGCACCUAUCUUUCUCCACCAGGGAAGCGUCCGAACUCGACUCUCUACUCGUCCACCACACCCUCCAUGCCCGACCCCUACUCCAUCCCCUCUAACGGUUCCUCCAAGCGCUCCAAGCACCCACCCCCACCCCUCUCCAUUCCCCCCGGCCACGUCCCCUUCCGCCUCCUCUGCCACGCCUCCCGCAUCGGUGGCAUCAUUGGUAAGUCCGGCAGCGUCAUAAAGACCCUCCAGCAGUCCACAGGCGCCAAGAUCCGGAUCGAGGACGCCCCGCCCGAUUCCCCUGACCGGGUCAUUCUCGUCAUCGCCCCUGGCGCCAUCUCCGCCAAGGUCACUCUAAAGAACAACACUGGCGCCGGCAAAGGAAACGAGUUCCUGAAUUCCGACAGUGUUGUUGAGGUCUCGAAGGCGCAGGAUGCCCUGCUGAAGGUUUUCGAGAGGAUACUGGAGGUGGCGGCAGAGAGCGAUGGCGUGGAUGUUGGGGUCGGUAUUGUGUCGUGCCGUCUUCUGGUGGAGGCGACGCAGGUAGGGUCCGUCAUUGGGAAGGGAGGUAAGGUCGUCGAGAAGAUAAGGAAAGAGAGCGGCUGCAAAAUUAGGGUUUUGACAGACAAGUUGCCGGCCUGCGCCUCACCGUCCGAAGAGAUGAUUGAGGUAGAGGGGAAUGUUUUGGCUGUAAAGAAAGCACUUGUUGCUGUCUCUCGCUGUCUUCAAGAUUGUUCACCAGGUGAUAAAACAAGGAUGAUUGGAAGCAAACCUGUGGAAGCAGUUCCCCGUGAGAAUUUACCUGACCCGCAUUUACAUUUAGAUCAUCUUCCUCAGAGAAAUCCUGGGCCACACAUGACACCAAGCAGCUCAAUCAAUUAUGCAUCAGUAGUUCAUCCAAUGUCAAUAGAGAUUGAGAGGAUUCCUGCAGUUGAAACAAGAACACUACAGCAGGACGUUAUUUUUAAGAUUCUUUGUUCCAAUGAUAGGGUUGGAGGUGUAAUUGGAAAGGGGGGUGCCAUUGUGAGGGCUCUUCAAAAUGAGACAGGUGCUACUAUAUGUGUUGGAGCGUCCAUAACUGAGUGCGAUGAACGAUUAAUUACCAUUACUGCAUCGGAGAAUCCUGAAUCACGAUAUUCCCCAGCACAGAAGGCGGUUGUUCUUGUUUUCUCUAGGUGUGUAGAGGCAGGCAUUGAAAAGGGGCAAGAUUCAGGCUCAAAUAAGGGGUCAACUGUUGCAGCACGGCUUGUUGUCCCGUCAAACCAAGUUGGUUGUUUGCUGGGAAAAGGAGGUGCAAUCAUUUCAGAGAUGCGAAAAGUUACAGGUGCUGGAAUCCGAAUAAUCGGUGGUGAACAGGUCCCAAAGUGUGUGUCAGAGAAUGAUCAAGUGGUGCAGAUUUUGGGAGAGUUUUCAAAUGUUCAAGAUGCAUUGUAUAAUGUAACUGGUAGACUGCGAGAUAACCUUUUUUCCAGCACCCAGAACAAUGUUGGAGCAAGGAGCAGUUCCUCUGUAUUAACUGAUUCCAGCCCCUAUGGAAGAAUGAGAGAUCCUGGUCCUCUUGGAAAUCAUCCAUCAGUUGGUGUCUCUCAUAGUCUUGGCCGACAUGCUACUCUAAGUCAAAGUACAGAUCCUUCAGUUGGAGCAAGGAGCAGUUCCUCUGUAUUAAGCGAUACCAGCCCCUAUGGAAGAUUGAGAGAUCCUGGAACUCUUGGAAGUCAUCCGUCAGUUGGUGUCUCUCAUAGUCUUGGUCGACAUGCUACCCUAACUCAAAGUACAGAUCCUUCAGUUGGUCUUAGUCAGAAUGCUAGUUUAAGUCAAAGUAUAGAUCAUUAUGCAAUUUCCCAUGGUUUAGACCGUCCUUCUUCACCAAGGUUAUGGACGUCACAGUCAGCAGUUGGAGUAAAUCCAAGAAGUAUCACUGAUGUUGGCAGGGGAUUGACAUCUCUUAAAGGUGGCUUAGAACUUGGCAGCGGAAGCAAAUCUGCCAUUGUGACAAAUACAACUGUAGAGAUCAUAGUUCCUGAUAAUGUUAUUAGCUCCGUGUAUGGGAAAAAUGGUAGUAAUUUAGCUCGUUUGAGACAGAUAUCGGGCGCCAAGGUCAUAGUGCACGAACCUCUUUCUGGAUCAAGUGACAGGAUUGUUGUCAUAUCUGGGACACCUGAUGAAACCCAGGCAGCUCAGAGUCUCCUCCACGCAUUCAUUCUCACUGGAUCAUCGUGAUGAAAUUUUCUCAUGCUCCCUUGGCUCAUAUUAGUUCUCAGAGAAGACAACUCCAGUUUGAUGCUUGUGUUAAUUGCUCUCUCUCUCUCUCGCUUUCUCCCCCAAAAAAAGUGCACAUUGCAAUAGGAAGAUUCGGCCCUUCUGUAUAUGCCAAUCCUGGCAUUUUUUGGGAAAAGUUGGCUCUAAUUUAACGAGUAAUCAUUCAUGGCUACUGAUUCGUAUUUUUAUGAUAGGAUCAAAAACGAUUGAAGUUGAA